CAUUCCCAACAACUUCCCUUCCGUCCCGUCUUUUACACUGCCCAUGAAUUUCCAAGUUAAACCGCGGCAUCCAAAUUCAAUUAAUAUCAUUUCCUCGCGAUCAAAGUAUGUUCUUCCCUUUUAAUUGACGAAAACUGAAAAAAGAAUGGGAAAGGAUUGAAAGAGAGAUGUCAGAGAAAAACAAAAGCGAUGAUGGGGGGCAGAGCCUAAUUCAUUUGCAAGGAUGGCACACUUUUAUCAUAAUGGUGGGUGGGGCGUCUCUCUGUUUUCUUAUGUCAAUUCUAAUCAUUUUUUACUAUGUUUACUUGCGCUUCUACUCCAACACCCAACGGCAAAGUCGUAGCCGGAGCUCCGGGAUCCCGUGGGCCGAACAACACUACUUUUUCACGCCGGCAACAGAAGGCCUGUGCAAACAGGCGUUAGACGCUCUGCCGGUUUUUGUCUACAACCCGGAAAAUUUCAAAGACGGUUUACGCUGUGCCGUUUGCUUGUGUGAAUUUGAGGAGGAGGAGACGGGCAGGCUGCUGCCCAACUGUAACCACAGUUUUCAUUUGGAGUGUAUUGAUAUGUGGUUUUCUUCUCAUUCCACCUGCCCUAUUUGCAGAGCCGCCGUUGAAAAGGAAUCGGGGGAGGUCAUGCAGUCUCCUCCUGUUAGUACUGUACAAUUUGGUAUCUCUGUAACAGCAGCAGCAGCAGCAGCAGAGGAAGAAGAAGAAGAAGAAAAUCUAAAUGGUGCAGGAGACCCAGAAAAAGGAAACGUAAACCAGCACGGCACUGAUGAGGAGAGUAAUAUUGUAACGGAAAUAGGAAUUAAUAUUCAUGAUAUUCCAUCUAACGGAAAGUAGGGUCAAAAUCUGUUUUGAUCUUUAAUCAAAAACGGAAAGUAGCGUUACCUUAUUCAUUCAUAUCAUUAGUUAAUGUCAAAAUGAAAAAAUUGUAAGGCAUAGACCUUUUUUAAAGGUUUAGCUAAUUUUUCUAGUCCGUAGGAAUUUCCAAGUAAUAUGUUUAAACGAGAGCUUAUGUUAAUAUAUGUAUAUAUUUCUUGAAGUUUUGGUAAAAUAUUUUGUAA
Cryptomeria japonica (Japanese cedar) is the source of this 1069-nucleotide messenger RNA. Its product is annotated as RING-H2 finger protein ATL2. Lineage: Eukaryota; Viridiplantae; Streptophyta; Pinopsida; Cupressales; Cupressaceae. The record is from RefSeq and is a predicted model, not a curated record. The transcript has a single exon. Bases 168 to 845 code for a protein of 225 amino acids.